Molecule: messenger RNA, 681 nt
Organism: Heterobilharzia americana
Lineage: Eukaryota; Metazoa; Platyhelminthes; Trematoda; Strigeidida; Schistosomatidae
Source: the annotation of a GenBank genome assembly
AUGGCACGAGUUCCUGUUUGUACUGGUGGUAUUAGUGGAUCCAAAGAAAAUGUGGCCAUAUCAUCAAGCUUACUACCAUCACUUCCUACUCAGCAAGUUACACGUUCAGUUUCGGUCGUACAGCAGGCCAUCAUUUCCCGUGUUUUUAUGACCCCGAACACUAUAUGUCCAAUCACGACUCCUGCCGCUAAACCCAUAAUAUCUGCUUCUCCUUCGAAUCUUGGUCCAAUUUCUGCUCGACGGCGUCCUACUAUUUUAAAACGAACCCCAGGAACAAGUAGUUUCGCAUCUUCCAACUCGUUGGUCACAUGUUUUCCAGCUGUCCCUGAAACGUCGGAAAGUGGUGGUGAUUUAUCAGCGUCGCCUUCUGACGUGCAAUUGAAACCUAUCGGCCUGACAACCACUGAAGAGUCAGGAUCUUCCAGCAAUUUGAGUAAUGCAACCACCAAGUUAUCACAAUUAGGUACCACACCAUCAACUCUUUCAGAACGCCUAAAUCGGAAUCAAACUGUCAGUGAUCGUUUGUUUGGUAGGCAUCCUAUUGCGUAUAACAGAAAUACGUCACAAACUCCUGUAACAUCAUCAACCCCGACCCCAAAUUCAGUAACAACUUAUCAAAGUUCAGCGUUAACAAAUACAACUACCAAUGCUACAACUCCCUAUUGCCCGAGGUUCUGCUGA